AUGGCGCCCAAGAAACCCAAGCCUCCCAAAAAGCCGAAACCACUCGUCAAGAAACCUGUCAAGAAACCCGGCAAAAAAGGCGUCAGGUUGCCCAGCAAGAAGCCCAUCAAGAAGCUGCCCGUAAAAAAGCCACCUGUCAAGAAGUCACCACCCAAGAAGCCCAAGCCGCCUGCAGAGAAGGCUCCUGCUAAGAAGGUCCCUGCCAAAGGACCUCCAGUCAAGAAGUCGCCCGCGAAGAAGCCGCCGGUCACGAAGCCAAGUAAGAAGCCUCCAGGAAAGACACCACCAGGAAAGAAGCCGCCUGCAAAGAAACCACCAGUCAAGACAUCUCCUUCGAAGAAGCCGCCAUCCAAAAAGCCGGACAAAAAGCCGGACAAAAAGCCAGUCAAGAAGUCCUUACCUACCAAGAAGUCAGAAAAGAAGCCAGCGCCUGUCAAGAAGCCCGAAAGCAAGCCGCGGUCUGUCAACAAGCCUGACAAGAAGCCUGACAAGAAGCCUGACAAGAAGCCUGACAAGAAGCCUGACAAGAAGCCUGACAAGAAGCCGGACAAGAAGGCUGAUUCGAAAACACCGUCAAACAAGAAGCCUGAGCCCUCGAAACCUUCAUGGGAGUCGGUUCUCAAAAACCCCUUCAAGAAGAAGCCACCAUCUGACCAAAAGCCAAAACCGGAGGAAAAACCACUGCCAGCCAACAAGACCCCGUCGUCUGAUAAGAAGCCACCACCAGCCAGCAAGCCGUUUUCAGAAAAGCAGCCACCAUCAGAGAAGAAGCCAACAUCAGACAAGACACCACGGCCAGACCACAAGAACCCAUCAGACAAGAAGCCAGAUACCAAGCCGCACUCAGCUGACUCAUCUCCGACAAGACGACCAUGGAAGCCAGGCCUCAAGAAUCCUUUCAAAAAGAAGCCAGCGCCUGACAGUAAGGCACCAUCGGACAAGAAACCAUCAUUUGACAAAGCGCCAUCGUCCGAUCAGAAGCCAUCCCCUACGGCAGAUCCAUCGCGUGAUCAGAAACAGGUGCCCGACCGAAAGACACCCUCUGACAAGUCAGAGUCUCCCAACCCUUUUCCCCGGCUACAGCCAUGGAAAUCAGCUCUCAAGAGUUCCUUCGAUAAGUUGCCAAGCAUCAUCUAUUGCCAGAAGCUUGUGUCCAAGAGCGAAAGCAAGGUCGAAUCCAAUGCCCCCGAUCGAUAA
Molecule: messenger RNA, 1197 nt
Organism: Aureobasidium melanogenum CBS 110374
Lineage: Eukaryota; Fungi; Ascomycota; Dothideomycetes; Dothideales; Saccotheciaceae
Exons: 2
Coding region: 1-1197 (398 amino acids)
Source: RefSeq, a predicted model, not a curated record